GCUUAAUAUUCCCAUGGAUAGUUUCUAGAAAGUUUCCGGACAUCUACCCUAACACUAACCCUAACCCCUUUGCGACCCUAGUUUUAAGGCUUCUAGUAGAAGAGUGCUGGGUUUUCCGAGGAGCUCCUGAAGGCCUCGGUGAUGAUCCACCUGAGGAAUCUGCCAUUACACCGAAAAGUGAGAAAUGAAACGAGAAGACAUCCAGGAGCCGCGGUUUGUCUGAAGUUCACACGUGGUCGCUGAGGUGAGGUCCGAACAAGGUCCUGUGGCCGAAAGGCUGCUGGAAGCCGAGCUAAGGUUAACUAUAUAACGGUGGUGGUGCGGCCUAGGGUUAGAGUGGUCGUCCUCCAAUAAGAAGGUUGGCGGUUCAAUCCUCACUGCAUGCCGAAGUGUCCUUGGGCAAGAUACUGAACUCCUAAAUAGCCACAUAUAGAUGUUUAAUGCACGAAUUGUAAGCCGCUGGAUAAAAGCGUCGGCUAAAUGACAUGACAUGACAUUUAAUGUAAUUUAACUAGCCAAGCUCUGCUAAACUAGCUAACGUUAGCUCGGCUAAACUAGCUAACGUUAGCUAGCCUAGCUAACUUUAGCUCGAUGAAACUAGCUAGCGUUAGCUUUUUUACUUAGGUGAAAGUUUAGCUCUGCAAAAUGUCCCCCCCUUGUUUUGAAGAUUAAAAGUUUAAACAUAGAAACGUCUAAAUUAUUCUUAAAUAAUGAAAUAUAAAAUUGUUGGUAACUUUUCAAAUUAAUAUUUCAUUGUAUUCAACCUGUUAGAUUUUAAACCAUUUUCUCAAUAUCGUAAUCUUACAUUACUGGAUAUUGUUGUUUGUAAAUUUUUUAUUGGCAUGAAGUGAAACAGCUGUUUUUGAAGUCAAUGAUUGGUUUUAAAAAUCUGAAAUUAGCCGAAUAUUUCGGUUGUAUCCUAUUAAAAAGCAUUUGCCAUGAGAUUGUAUGAAUACAAAUACAUGUACAUCUGAUGUACGAUGCAAAAUACUAGUAAUACAAAUCGUAACAUACACGAUUUCAAGACACUUUACAUUAGAGGUCAAGUUGUAUCCAGAGACAGUGAGACACGACUGAAUACUGUGAGUGGUUACGAAUCGAACACUAAAUUCAUCAUCUUACUAAAUCUUCUAUUCCCAGAGCUCUGUUUCUACUUCCUCCCCCGUGUGCAUGUGGCAGGUUUUCAGCUGAAUUGAGCGAGAUGGCUGACGGGUGGGACAACCCCGGGACGUCCUCGCCUGCCUCCAGCUCCCCAGUGUCGUCUCCCUGCUGCAAAUCCACCCAGACAUGGCUGCCAGCUGAAUCUCCCCUGCGCCCUCGCUGGUUGAGUGAUCAAAAGGAGCAGGAGGAUGAUUCUGGGCACCAUCGAGUUGGGGUGCAGACGAGUGAGCCUCCUUCCUCUUGUGUCUUUGGGGAACUCUUUUGCCCCAGCCAGGGUUUGGCCCCUCUGGCCCCUCUGGCCGGCACCAUCAUGGCCUCCCCCUGGCCGCAGAGCGACGUGGUGAAACAAGGUUACCUGGGGAAGCUGGAGCGAAGCCACAGGCGAUAUUUUGUCCUGAGAGCGGGAAGCGACACGGGGCCGAGCCGACUCGAGUGGUACAAGAGCCGGGAGAAGUUCACAGCCGGGAGGAAGUCUGCCGGCAAAGCUGCCCUGUUCGGAUCGAGCAAGCAAGGGGUGAUUUACCUGAGGUGCUGUCUCGGCGUGAGUCGCACCGGCAGUUCCAAGAAAGGACACAUGGUGGCGCUGUAUGCAAAGGAUCAGACCAUGGUGCUGGCUGUGGAGGACCAGCAGGAACAAGAAGAAUGGUACGUUGCCAUUAAGAAGCUGAUGGAGGGAGAACGGAAGGAUGAAGAGCACGGAGGGGGGAUCGAUGAAGACGAUGAUGGGUACUGCAGUCUGCCCCCUGCUGCCUUUUUCAAAGAGGUCUGGCCCGUCUCAGUGAAGCCCAGAGGUCUGGGUCGUUCAAAGUCCCUCGGUGGGGAGACGCGGCUCUGCCUCACAGCGUCCUCGCUCAUCCUGGUCAAACUGGGCGCAAUCAGCCAUUUGCCGUCGGUGACGAUACCUCUGCUGAGCGUUCGGCGCUUCGGCCACCUGGACGGCUCGUUCUACUUGGAGCUCGGCAGGUCUGCACCUGACGGCCCUGGAGAAAUCUGGAUGGAGGCAGGAGACCAAGGGGACCCAGGAGUUGCCCAGCACAUUCACGAGGUGGUUCGGGAGACAGUCCAUGCUCUGCGGGCUCUUCCAAACUUCAGCCAGUCGCCUCCCUCCAACCAGCAUCAAGCACUUCUGCUCUCAACACGCAACAGAUAUAAAUACAGAGACAAGGCCGUGGACAUGAGGCCUCUGACGCUAGCUCUCAGAAACACUAACAUCCACACGAGUCCCACACGGUCUUACAUCGAGCCCGGCAAACCAAACGCCACCAAGCCCGAGUCCACUCCGAGCCUGGCCUCACGUCUCAGCCCUGUCGGGUCCCAGCGGAGCUCCGUGCCUGAGACCGGCAGCUACAUGGAGAUGAAGGCUGAGCACCGCGGUGAUGCCGCCUGCAGGUUGGAGAGCUGGGAGCUGGAGGAGGAGGAGGAGGAAGAAAGGUCGGACUACAUGAUGAUGUCUCCACAGGGCAGCCGCAGCUCAUAUGUGUUUGCCCAGGAUGAUUAUGUGUCAUUGGAAAGUCCAUAUAAAGACAACAGGCCUCCAGACUCGUCCCCGUCCUCUGGCCUCCACACAUCAUUCUCCAGCUCCACCUCUGAUGACUACUCUCCUCUGCGUCCAUCACGUCCUCAGACCAAUGAGCUCAGUCAGAAAACAGACGCCGGCCAAUCACAGAUGAGCAUCAGCUUCUCCACUCGACCGGCGGAUGAGCAGAAGACAGCAGCUCAGCGCAGACGCCACCCGGCACAGACCAGCUCCUCUUCCUCUUUCUCUCCUCUGCGGAGCGUCGACGGGCCUCACUCGAUGAAGAGUCCAGUGCAAGCCAGUCCAAACUCUGACCUGGGCCGGUCCAGUCCAUUCCCAGCUGCUCCAGACCAGUCGGCUUUUAGAAGAUACCGGCUGUCGUCCUGUCUGAUGUCUUGCUUGCAGUCCGAGGACAGAUCCUGAGUUGUCAUUCAAUAUUUAGCCCAUGUUGCUGUUGCUCUUCCUUUGGGUUCAUGUGUCUUAACACUGAAGAAAAAAAAAUUGUUGUUUUUGUAAAUCACUGAAGUUUCUUACGUGUCUGUUAACGCACCGUGUUUGUGAUUUUGUAUUCGUUGAUUGGUUUUGAAGAAUCGGUUAAAUACAACCGGGAUGUUAAGCCUGAACCUCACAGCACUGGAGGAUGUUGCACUGUUAUUGGAUGUUAAUGAAAAAAAAAGAAUAAAUAAAUGUGAAUAUUCUGUCUUCUGGCCUUUUAUACUCUAUACAGCUCAGUGGAAGACUGGAUGUUCUAC
This is a messenger RNA of Pleuronectes platessa (European plaice), 3429 nucleotides long. Its product is annotated as insulin receptor substrate 1. Gene Ontology annotation, molecular function: phosphatidylinositol 3-kinase binding; insulin receptor binding. The record is from RefSeq and is a predicted model, not a curated record. The coding region runs from base 1202 to 3100 and encodes 632 amino acids. The transcript has 5 exons. Gene Ontology annotation, biological process: insulin receptor signaling pathway. Gene Ontology annotation, cellular component: plasma membrane; cytosol. Lineage: Eukaryota; Metazoa; Chordata; Actinopteri; Pleuronectiformes; Pleuronectidae.